Saimiri boliviensis boliviensis (Bolivian squirrel monkey) is the source of this 4048-nucleotide messenger RNA. It is a transcript of the gene ASPRV1, whose product is annotated as aspartic peptidase retroviral like 1. Gene Ontology annotation, biological process: proteolysis. NCBI's taxonomy places the organism in Eukaryota, Metazoa, Chordata, Mammalia, Primates, Cebidae. The record is from RefSeq and is a predicted model, not a curated record. Gene Ontology annotation, cellular component: membrane. Gene Ontology annotation, molecular function: aspartic-type endopeptidase activity.
AGGUCACAAGAUUGCGCCAACCCUCACAUGGGCCUUAAAAAAAAACCCCUUCUGACACUGCAGUACUGAGAACGAAGCGCAUUAUGGGGGGAAGCUAGGAAGACACUUAAAGAUGAAGUGCCUAAUUCAAGGUCACACAGUGUCGGGAAUGGACCUCCAGAUUUCCUUACUGACUUGCGUUAUCUUAUGGAUACCUGAGUGAAUUCCACACCAUCCAUUUUAUAGAUGAAGCCACUGAGACAUGGAGCAACUGGCUGAGUAGUCACUGCUCCACCCCUGGAGCCUCACACAUAACUCGUCUCCUCUUACUCAGUGACCACAGGUGAGACAUGGUCUUGUAACACAGUGGUCAAGAAUGUGACUUUGGACCCAGCCUGCUGGGGGCUGAAUUCUGACUCAGCCAUUUGCUAACUGUGUGACCUUGGGUCACAAAGUUUUCCAUACUCCUUGAUGGAGGUGCUUAAACCUUAUCCAUCAGCAUUCUCAGACAGCACCUCUGGUUAGGGACAGUGUCGGACCAUCCGACAUCCCUGCACCCCCCAUGCUGUCACACAGACUCAGCCUCAGGUGGAUGGUUUCCUUAGAUGCUGGCUUUCUUUGGACCCUUGAUAUCAACCAGUUACUCUUUGGGGACCAGAUAUGCGGAGGGAAUGAAUGCCAGGGAAUCAGGAAACCACUAGGUCAGUUAUUUGAGCCACAGAACAACACUCAUCCCAGCAACUGGGAAGCCAUCUGCAGAAGGGGCUUCCUGGUCUUGCGUGUGGCUGGGCCAUGUCUCUGCAUGCACGUUUUUCAUGAUGCAAUCUUCUCAAAGAACCACCUGCUCUCAACACCUUCUCAGUGACUCCAUUUCUCCCUCCUCUGGGGUUCUGGAAUGCCACAAUGGCCCCACCUUAGCCAGGCAGCUGCGAUGAGAGGUGUUGACCCAACUACCUGUCCGCUGGCUCAUCGAAUCAGGUGGAAGGGGCUGGAGACAGCACAGUCUUGCAGUGUGGUUGGGGACCUGGGCCAUCCAGAGACAGGACUGUCCAAAGGCGGGGUACUGCUAGGAUUCCACCAGGCACUGGGUAAUGUAUGGCAUAGGGUGCUGGAAAGGGACAGGCUCUCGGCCAGGAAAAACAGCCUCAGAGCCACAGGUGUGCCAUCGAGUCUUCCUCCUUUCCCAUUCUUAAUCAAUCCUCUUUGGUGACAGCACACGGCCAGGCCUGGAGCUCAGCAGAGAGCCCUUGGGUCCCAGAGGAAGUUGUUCUGGGGGCUGCAGAUGAUCACAAAUGCCAGGUUUGUGAGCCCCAGACUCUGGUUCAUAGCAGGAGGUAGACUCGUGAAGAAACCACAAGAGCACACUGCGAAACACGCUUAACCCAGAGUGGGUGCUCUUGCUAGGGACAGGCAGAAGGCUCCAUGGAGUAACAUUUGAAUGGGGCCGUAAAAGCGGAUCCCUUCAAUAGCCCCUGCACCGCCCCAAGGCAGGCCUCCAGCCGUGGGACUCACAGAUCUCUGUAGAUGCCUGCAGGUCCUCCAGCACUACCCUUUACCUCCCAGUGCAGGGGCACCCAGUCAGAGCCCUCCAGGCCCCCACUACCGGCAUCACCAACAUGGUGGACAUUUUCCCUCUCAGAAUGAAAAGGGAGAGAAAUUCUGCCAUGAUCUUUCCAUAAAUGACCAGGUUGGGGAGUGGGAGAGGAAAGGCUGCAGCACCUGGGGGAAGGGGCCUUGGAAAGGUUCCUGGAAAUGGAGAGGGGCUGGACAGGCUGGAGACAAUGCUCGCGGAACCCAGGAUGGGCCCUCCCAGAGUAGGGCAGCUAGCCCCCUCCCUCUGCAUCAGGGGUGAUCAAUGAUGGAAAAUUACUGCAGCAAUUGAGCCCUUGUAAAAUGAUUGUGCAUGUGCGUGUUUGUGUGUGUGCGUGCGUGCGCUCACACGCGUGUCCUCACUCACUUAAAAAAGACCAUUUCUGCGCAUUCUUGAUUCUAGGACCCUCCUCUGCCUCCCUCUCCAGGAAAUCCCAUAGGACCCCAUACCUGAUUGAGAACGUGUGAGAGACACUUCCCAGUGCCUGACACGUGGUGGGAGCUCAGCUCAGCACAUGUAAACUCCUUUCCUCUGACCACUCAAAGUGGCCACCUGUGGGGCAGGCCAACAGGGGCUUCCCCAGUCUCAGAGCUGAUGGGCAUCUGGUCCCUGCCUCCCCCUUCCUUCUCUGGCUGAUGACAAAUACCUGAAUGUCAUCACAUCCUCUGUGUCCUCAUCUGUUAUUCUCGGACACAGGCAGGGGAGGGUAUGGAGUAGUCCCCCUUCAGCAGAGGCCGGCCUUUCUUGGGAUGUGGGCUGGCUGGUGUUGGUCCGAGGAUGGAUGCUGAGGGUGAGGCACUCAUCCUGCUAGUCCGGGCUGGAUGUUGGCAGGAGGGUGGGGCGAGGAGGGGCGGAGCUUCCAGAACAAAGGAGAAUAGGGAGCCCAGGAGCCAGCAUCAAAAAGGCUCUGCAGAGCCCGAGCAGCCCACAGCACUGCCUGCCUCUGCCCCAGCCGUGAGCAGCCCACAGCACUGCCUGCCUCUGCCCCAAGGCGCCUGCUCCCUCCUGCUUGCCCAAGGCCGGGCAAGUCAGCUCCACUCUGCUUCGAGAGGCCCUGUUUUCCAGCGUGAUUGCGCCGACACUGCUCUGUGGCUUUCUCUUCUUGGCGUGGGUUGCUGCUGAAGUUCCAGAGGAGAGCAGCGGGAUGGCUGGGAGUGGAGCCAGGAGUGAGGAAGGCCGCCGGCAGCAUGCCUUCAUCCCAGAACCUUUCGAUGGAGCCAAUAUCGUCCCAAACCUCUGGCUGCGACGCUUUGAAGUCAUCAACGACCUCAACCAUUGGGACCAUAUCACCAAGCUAAGGUUCCUGAAAGAGUCCCUCAGAGGAAAGGCCCUGGAUGUCUACAAUGGGCUCGGUCCCCAGGACCAAGGGGACUAUGAGAUUGUGAAAGAGACCCUCUUGAAGGCCUUCGGGCUCCCUGGGGCCGCCCCCAGCCACCUGCCCAAAGAGAUCGUCUUUGCCUACAGCAUGGGUAAGGGCUACUAUCUCAAGGGGAAGAUUGGCAAAGUUCCUGUGAGGUUCCUGGUGGACUCUGGGGCCCAGGUCUCUGUGGUCCACCCGAGCUUGUGGGAGGAGGUCACCGAUGGCGAUCUGGACACCCUGCGGCCCUUUGAGAACGUGGUGAAGGUGGCCAACGGUGCCGAAAUGAAGAUCCUGGGUGUCUGGGAUACAGCGGUGUCCCUAGGCAAGCUGAAACUGAAGGCACAGUUCCUAGUGGCCAACGCCAGUGCUGAGGAAGCCAUCAUCGGCACCGAUGUGCUCCAGGACCACAACGCUGUCCUGGACUUUGAGCACCGCACCUGCACCCUGAAAGGGAAGAAGUUCCGCCUGCUGCCUGUGGGAGGGUCGCUGGAAGAUGAGUUUGACCUGGAGCUCAUAGAGGAGGAACCCUCCUCAGAAGAGCGGCAAGAGCUCUCCCACUGAGAAGCCUCCUUUUCUUUACCCUCCUAAAUAUUGGUGGGAAGACCCACUGGGGGGGGGGCACAUAUCCUCAGGGGGGUCACUGGGUUUGGCCAAUCCACUGUAUCAACUCUUGCCCUUCCCCCCGCCUCCCUCUGCAGGGGCCUUAAUCUGCCCCUGGUUGGGGAGGCUUCCACUGAACAGGCACAGGUGAGGGAGAGCAGGCUGGCUUUAGAGGGACAGGGUCCCCAUGGUCAUCAAGCUGCUACUGAUGCAAAAACUCAACGGCUGGAAGAGCUCCCAAGGAAGCUAAAAUGUUUGUCUUUGAAAGAACGGUGGGACCCCUCAGAUCCCCUGAGGUAUGGCUUGCUUACUCGCUGGUCCUCAAAGCCUGCUCAGCUGGGCUGGGUCCUGAGUGCAGGGUCUUGGUCAGGGUCACAGUCGCUCUGGGACACCUCCCUGAACAGCCUUUCCACCGGGACAAUGGUAUUUUCUUUCUGUCAUUUGCUUUGAAAUCCACUGUGCCUUGUGCCAAUAAUUCAAUUGCUGCAAACACCAAUAAAGAUUGAUUCCGGAGAAAA